AUGCCGUACUAUGGGUUUCUCAUGCACAUGGGAAAUGUCACGCUGGACGCCAGCGUUGAAGACGCCCUAAUGAGGAUCACCAUGGUGGGCUGUGGCCUGUCCGUCAUGGGCGUCAUGCUCACCAUAUUCCUCGUCUGUUUCUUACCGUUGCGCAGUGACAGCAUGUUUAUUGUGGCGAACAUCGCCGUGUCGCUUCUCUGCUCGCAGACCUGUUACCUGGGAAUAGAGAACUCCUACCCGGAUAAUACGAUGUGCAGGAUGGCAGCCGGGGUUCUGCAUUACUUCUUCCUGUGCUUCCAUUUCUGGAUGUUAGUGUAUGGUGUUCAUUUAUUUCUGAAGAUGAGAUUAGGGAACCGAAGCCCGAACUGGCAAAGGCGCUAUAUGUACGUAUUGACCGGCUGGCUUCUGCCUCUCCUCAUCGUGCUCAUAUGCGCCCUUGUCAACCCCAAGGGUUACGGUAUGGAACACAUAUGCUGGCUGUCCCACAUUAAUGGGUCUCACUGGGCCUUUGUGGCACCCGUCCUCUUCAUCAUGGCGUGUUACUGUCGUCAACCUGCUGCUGUGAAGAUCAUCCACGGCAGAGAUAAGAAUGAAUCUGGAUUUACCCCGUAA
Messenger RNA from Liolophura sinensis, 612 nucleotides. Its product is annotated as adhesion G-protein coupled receptor D1-like. Gene Ontology annotation, biological process: G protein-coupled receptor signaling pathway; cell surface receptor signaling pathway. Lineage: Eukaryota; Metazoa; Mollusca; Polyplacophora; Chitonida; Chitonidae. Gene Ontology annotation, molecular function: G protein-coupled receptor activity. Bases 1 to 612 code for a protein of 203 amino acids. The record is from RefSeq and is a predicted model, not a curated record. Gene Ontology annotation, cellular component: plasma membrane. The transcript is spliced from 7 exons.